This is a messenger RNA of Rotaria sp. Silwood2, 528 nucleotides long. The record is from the annotation of a GenBank genome assembly. NCBI's taxonomy places the organism in Eukaryota, Metazoa, Rotifera, Eurotatoria, Philodinida, Philodinidae.
AUGACUGAACAACUGAAAUACCUUCAAGUUGAACGAUUCGAAUGGCUUUUACAUAUUGUUCAACACAUACCGGACGAACUAAGAAUGAACGCAUUAAGUACUGUUCGAUAUGCUGAAUUUGGUCUUCCGAGUUGUCAUAAGGGUAGAGGCGACGUAGCUCAUAUUGGUAAAUAUCUUGUGUCUUUUCUUAACACAUAUAUGCCACAUUUACAAACAUUACGUCUUUGGCGACCAGACGAUUUUCCUUGGACAACUAUUCGACCAGAUUAUAAAAAAGGAUAUUAUGGUGAGGUUUCAAUUCUACAAUGGCUGAAGUCUCUAAAAACACCCAAAUCGAUUGCUAAACAUGUGGCUAUUUUUGAAAAAGAUCUUUGUCAAUUGGUCGAAAAAUUAAAAGAAUUUACCUUUCUCGAUAUUUAUGGUGAAAUUCAUUAUGAAAAAGUUGAACCUUAUCGUUUAAUGGUUCAAUCUUGCUUUCCUAAUAGUCGAAUAGAUGUUGAAAUAUCAAGAUUUCGUCUUUGGCUUUAA